Molecule: messenger RNA, 846 nt
Organism: Aspergillus calidoustus
Lineage: Eukaryota; Fungi; Ascomycota; Eurotiomycetes; Eurotiales; Aspergillaceae
Source: the annotation of a GenBank genome assembly
AUGUUGCUCCCAUCUGCGCUCUCCUGCGACCUGCGCCGGCCGUCGCGCUUCACUCCUAUGCGUUUGUUUUCAACGCCGCCUCCAUCCGACGACGACAGCGGGCUCCCAGGCAACGGCCUGCUGGGGACCUGUCGCGCACUCCAGUCACUCCUCGGCUCGCCAGCGCCAUCUCCGCGACGAGCGAAACCAGCUCGCCUUCAAAGCCCCCUGAACAUCCGCCCCACACCUCCGUCGCCCACCAGCUCGUCGCGCAAAACCAGAGCCUCGUCCAAACUCUCCUCAAGACCUCUAUCGCCUAGACCAUCUCGCGGUCCCAAUAAGCGAAGGCGCAAUACAUACGAAGAAGACAUCGACAUGGACCGCGACACAACUCCUACCCCAUACAAUGCAGACUCCCUCUCGAACCCUUCCACCCCAAAACGCCGCCGCCACCUUCCCUACGACCUGCCUCUCGGCCUUUCCCAAACAGACUUCUACUCCCUCCACUCACCACCCGUCACACAAUCCCCUCCCUCGCCCGAACAACGCCGACGGCACGAACAAUUCCCCAACCUUCCACUUUUCAAUCCAGACACGGCUCUCCCUUCAAUCGAGGGGUCAAACAACGACCCCACUCCACCAGCAGAUGACAUGUCCUGGUCAACAGACGACGACCAGCGCCUGGUAGAGAUGGUACUAGAGAAGUUCCAGCUCUCCAAGCAUGACUGGGACGAGUGCGCACGACGCAUGGGGAAAGACCACGCAAGUGUCGGCCAGCGAUGGCAGGCUCUCGUCGGUGAGGGGAACGUGGGCCUCCGACGCGGGAAACGGAUGGUUCGCAGUCGCAUUCAUAAGGACUGGAUGUGA